Paramormyrops kingsleyae is the source of this 3176-nucleotide messenger RNA. Lineage: Eukaryota; Metazoa; Chordata; Actinopteri; Osteoglossiformes; Mormyridae. The record is from RefSeq and is a predicted model, not a curated record.
UCUGACCUCUGCCCUCAGCUCCAUGCUGGAGGAUGUGGAGGAGGCUUUUGUGAAGAACCCCGAGGCCCGUCCUCUGCUGCUGUACCUGCGGACCAGUCAGGGCGCCCAUCUGUCACCGGCCGCUAAGGACCUGGUGGAGAGGGUGACCGCGGCAGACAGAGCGGUCAAGGUCAAGGUUAUAGAGCAUGCAGGGCACCCCGAGGAGGGAGCCUCGCUGAUCCACGGCAGCCUUGAGUGGGUCAUGAAACAGGAGCUGCUGGGCCAGGAGGUGGCUGAGGAUGAGAGCUGCCUCACUGGGGCAGACGAGGGCUGCGGCGAGGAGGAUCACGGGGACGUGCUGUGGGACCCGCACGACGAGCAGGAGCAGGCAGAGGCCUUCCAGCGGGCUGCCGCCUCCGCCGCUUCACCCGGCUGCCAGAAGUACAUGGAGCGCCUGAAUGACAUGGUGGCGGCGCCCCCACCCAUCCCCCCCCUGCUCGUGUCGGGGGGGCCAGGCUCGGGGAAAUCCCUCCUGCUGUCCAAAUGGAUAGAGUUCCAGCAGAAGCACUCUCCCAACACGCUGAUCCUGUACCACUUCGUGGGCCAGCCGCUGUCCACGAGCGCAGAGCCGGUGCUGAUGGCAAAAAGGCUGACCAUCAAGCUCCUGCAGCACUUCUUCUGCUCCAUCUCGGGCCUGUCCAUGGACCCUUGCAAAGUCCUGGAGGAGUUCCCCCGCUGGCUGGAGAGACUGUCUGCACGUCACCACGGCAACAUCAUCGUCAUCAUCGACUCUGUCGACCAGAUCCAGCAUGCGGAGAAGCACAUGAAGUGGCUCAUCGACCCUCUGCCGGUGAACGUGAGGGUGGUGGUCUCCGUUAAUGUGGAGACCUGCCCGCAGGCCUGGAGACUCUGGCCCACUCUUCACCUGGACCCCCUGAGCCCCAAGGAGGCGAGGUCGCUGAUUUCUGCUGAGUGCCAGGCGGCACAGGUCACACUCACCUGGGAGCAGGAGAAGAAGCUGGACAGUCACUGCCGGUCGGCCUCCAGCUGUAGCCCCCUCUACGUCACGCUCCUGGCCAAGAUACUCACCAGCGCCUGGAGGCCGGACCCCGCGCUGGAGCUGUGUCUCCAGAGCCCGGACACACUGUCCCUGUACCGGCUGGGCUUGCGGACCCUCAUGGACACGCUGAGGACGGACCGGGAGAAGCUCGUCAUGAAGGAGGUGGUGUGCCUGGUGUGCGUCAGCCACAACGGCGUGGCCGAGUCCGAGCUGCUGCAGAUGUUCCCCGACCUGACGUGGCCCAUGUUAGCGUCGCUGCUGCGCCAGCUGCAGAACCUGCGCGUCGUCACCUUCAGCUGCGGCCUGCUCAAGUUCCAGCAUCUGCAGGCGUGGGAGGCGGUGCGUCUGGAGUACAUGAGCACAGAGGGCAGGGCGUCGGGCUACAGGGAGAGGCUGAUCCAGUACUUCAGCGGCCAGCUCAGUCAGGACCGGGUGACGUGGAGGGUGGCUGAUGAACUACCGUGGCUGCUACACCAGCAGGAGGACAAGGUCAAGCUCCGGCAGAGCCUGCUCAACCUGUUUGUCUCCCAGAACCUCUACAAAAGGGGCCACUUCUCGGAGCUGUUGGCCUACUGGCUGUACGUAGGCAGGGACAGGAGCUCCAUGGCCACCGAGUACUUUGACUCUCUGAAGCACUACGAGAAAAGCUGCGAGGGUGAGGGUAGCGCGCCCCAGCUGGCCAACCUGUGUGAGACCCUGGGCCGCUUCCUGAAGGACCUGGGACUGCUCAGCCAGAGGUCACUGGAGAUCCGGGAGACGGCGCUGGACCCGGACCACCCGAGCGUGGCGCGCUCAUUGCACCAGCUGGCUGGCGUCUAUGUGCAGUGGAGGAAGCUGGGGAAUGCCGAGCAGCUGUUUAAGCAGGCACUGGAGAUCGGCGAGAAUGCGUGCGGCGCAGAGCACCUCUGCGUGGCACGCGAGCUCGACUCCCUCGCCCUUCUCUACCAGAAGCAGAACAAGUAUGAGCAGGCCGAGAGGCUGAGGAAGCGUGCUCUGAAGAUACGGCAGAAGGCCGCGCGCCACAAGGGAAGCAUGUAUGGUUUCUCCCUCCUACGGCGCCGUACCCUGCAGCUGGAGGAGCUCACACUGGGCAAGGACUCGGUGGACUGUGCCAAGACGCUGAACGAACUGGGGGUGCUCUACUACCUACAGAACAAUCUGGACACGGCCAUGGUGUUCCUGACGCGCUCCCUGGAGAUGCGCCGGCGCGUGCUGGGCCCCGAGCAUCCCGACUGCGCCCAGUCGCUCAACAACCUGGCGGCACUUCACUGUGAGCGGCGGGAAUACGAGCGUGCUGAGGAACUGUAUGAGAGCGCAUUGGACAUCCGGAGGCGCGCCCUGGCCCCCAACCACCCCUCAUUGGCCUACACCGUCAAGCACCUGGCCAUGCUGUACAAGCGCAGGGGAAAGCCGGAGAAGGCGGUUCCGCUAUACGAGCUGGCCCUGGAGAUCCGGGAGAAGAGCUUCGGGCCAAAACACCCGAGUGUGGCCACGGCACUGGUCAACCUGGCCGUGCUCUACUGCCAGUUGAAGAAGCAUGGGGAGGCGUUGCCACUCUAUGAACAGGCCCUGAAGAUCUACGAGGAUAGCCUGGGGCGCGUGCACCCCCGCGUGGGCGAGACGCUGAAGAACCUGGCCGUGCUGAGCUACGAGGAGGGAGACUUCGAGAAGGCAGCCGAGCUGUACAAACGGGCCAUGGAGAUCAAGGAGGCGGAGCCUUCGCUGGUGGGCGGGAAAGCCCCCUCCCACCAGUCGUCUGCCGGCGACACCGUCAGCCUCCGCGGCCCCUCCCUCCACCCCGGUGCCAGCCCUAGCCACAGGUGACCUCCCCUCAGAGCAUGGCGAUUCUGCCUGGCCAGGAGCCCCGCCUCAUCAACUCGGUUACCUGGUUAUGGUGGGCGGAGCUUUUGACUUUCCUGUCCUCUAGAGGUCCUCAUUAUUCUGUCGUUAAAGGGACAAAUCCAGUGUUUGGCACCUUUGGUUUCAAUAACAGCACCAGGAGCAUCCAAACUGCCAAAUGACUGAAACGACCAAAAUGCUUCUUAGGGAAGCUGUACCCCUGCACAGUGUACAGAAAAUGAAGCGUUAGCUGCAAUGUCUUCCAAAACCCCAUCAGUAUUAAAAUACUUUGACUAUC